AAAAUUUGACAAAUGGGAAUCAAAAGCCAAAAGAACACAUAAUUUAGCAGAAUCUUAGCUGGAUGCAUCUCUUCCUCUUCUUCACAAUUCCACCCUUUCCCAUUCUCUUUUCCAUCACUUUCCUGGGAAAAUCUCAAAGAGAAAGUUUCCACUUAAUUCACACUCUCACUCCCAAACUGAACCUCCAUCUCAACAAUGCCCACUUCCUCUUCACUCAUCUUCAUCGCAUUCUUCAUCUUAUCCUACACCCCAUACCUCUUAUCCUCCGCCCCAACUCGCCGAAUUUUACACCAGCCAUUUUUUCCGCUCGACAACAUUCCGCCGGCCGAACCACCUUCUGCCUCUCCGCCUCCUCCGUCUACUCCUCCUAAAAUCCCAUUUUCCACUACUACCCCUAAUCAAUCUCCGUUUUUCCCGUCCUACCCUUCUCCACCUCCUCCUACUACUUCUCCGGCCACAUUCGCUUCUUUUCCGGCGAACAUCUCAUCUCUUAUUCUUCCUCAGUCUCCUUCGAAACCCAAGUCUCAGAAACUCCUCGCCGUCGCAAUCUCCGCUGUAAUCUCUGCCAUUAUUGUACUGGGUCUCAUUAUCUUUUACUACGCUCGCCGGAGACGAAACCAGGCUGGAUUUUCCGAUGACAAGACGUACAGAUCCGAUAAUAGUAACAGAAUUUAUCAAGCUCAAGUGGGUUCGAAGAGCAGUACGAACAGUCGGAAGUUGAGGACAAGAACUAGUUCAACUAGCUCGGAGUUUCUUUAUCUGGGUACGUUAGUUAAUUCUCAUAGUGUUCAUGACUCUUCAAAUGCUCAUGAAAGUCCUAGUCUUGGAUUGGAUCAUCGGAAAAUGGACUCGCCGGAGUUACUGCCGUUGCCGCCUCUUAACAGGGUUUCCGGGCAGCAGAAUUAUGUGAAUGGAGAUGUGAGUUCCACUGCCGAUGAAGAUGAGGAGUUUUACUCGCCGAGAGGUUCAUUAGGAGGUAGAGAAAGCUCUAGUGGUGUAGGAUCAGCGUCUAGAAGAGUGAUGGCCGCCGGUGGUGAUCAUUUUGGUGGUUUAAAAAGCUCUGAUUCGAGUUCAUAUACAUCUUCUAGCUCAGAUUCUCCUGAUAGGUCUCAGUCAUUGAGCAUCUCGCCACCAGCAAGUUCAAGUCCAAGACCAAAGUCACCGGAAAAUAAUGCUGCUGCUGCUCCUCUUCCACCGUCACCACCGUUAAUUCCGCUCAGUAACGUACGGAAGUCUCAAUCUUCAUCUCCUUCAACUCUGCCUGCUUCAUCUCCAGAUGAGUCACCCAGAAUAUCAUUUGAUUUAGAGCGAAUUGUACGGUCUCCAUCACUGUCCCCAGCUAAAAUAUUGAAUGGUUUGAAACAAAAUACGCAAUAUUUAUCCUCUGUGUCUACAUCCCCAGAUAGGGCUUUGGAAAAGAUUCCGUCUUCAGGAAAUUUAUCAAAUGAUUUGAAUCGAAAUGUAAUGUUUUCAGCUUCUCCUUCACCGGGAAGAGGAUCGGAAAUUAACCCUAAUCAGAGUAUAAAGUCUUCUUUAGUGUCAUCAGCUUGUUCAUCACCAGGUAGUAACUUGCUGAAGAGUACUAGUACUACACCACCAGAUGCAUCACCAAGUGUGAAUUACGGAUUUUCGGGUUUAAAUGCGAAGAUUAGCAAUGUUCUAGAGCAGCCUAUUUCAGCUCCGCCGCCACCUCCUCCUCCACCUCCACCACCAUCACUUCCAUCCCAACUACAACUACAACAGAGAUACUCUUCAGCACCCCCGGCGCCGCAACGAAAGGGACUCUGGGAUUUGCCAGUUGCAUUGACUCCAACAGGGCAGCCAAUUUCUAGGCCUCCGGCGAUUAUACCACCAUCUAGGCCUUUUGUGUUACAAGGUUCAGCACCGAUGGUAUCUCCGAUUGAGUUGCCACCAAGUUCUGAACCAGUUGAGCAUGUUGAGGAGACUCCCAAGCCUAAGUUAAAGCCGUUGCACUGGGAUAAAGUUAGAGCAAGCUCUGACCGCGAAAUGGUUUGGGAUCAGCUGAGGUCGAGCUCUUUUAAAUUGAAUGAGGAGAUGAUGGAAAGUUUAUUUGUUGUUAACACUCCAAACCAAAAACAAAACCAGACAACUCCACGUUCAGUUGUUCCGUCUCCAAAUCAAGACAAUAGGGUACUUGAUCCUAAAAAGGCACAGAAUAUAGCGAUUUUGCUCAGAGCCGUGAACGUGACAAUUGAGGAAGUUUGUGAAGCUCUUUUAGAAGGCAAUACUGAGACACUUGGAACUGAACUUCUAGAAAGCUUACUGAAGAUGGCUCCUACCAAAGAAGAAGAGCGAAAAUUAAAGGAAUAUAAAGAUGAUUCACCAACAAAGCUUGGUCAUGCUGAGAAAUUCCUGAAGGCUGUCCUUGAUGUACCUUUUGCAUUUAAGAGAGUGGAUGCAAUGCUUUACAUAACCAAUUUUGAGUCUGAGGUUGAGUACCUCAAAAGAUCAUUUGAAACUCUAGAGGCUGCUUGUGAAGAACUUCGAAGCAGUCGGAUGUUCUUUAAACUUCUAGAAGCUGUGCUCAAGACAGGAAACCGCAUGAAUGUUGGGACUAACCGCGGUGAUGCCCACGCCUUCAAGCUUGACACACUACUCAAGCUUGUUGAUGUGAAGGGAGCAGAUGGAAAGACCACACUCUUGCAUUUUGUCGUACAGGAAAUUAUUAGAACUGAAGGUGCUCGUCUUACAGGUAUCAACCAAACUCCAACUUCAACUGAAGAUGCUAAAUGUAGAAAGCUUGGACUUCAAGUUGUUUCCGGUCUAAGUUCAGAGCUCACCAAUGUGAAGAAAGCAGCUGCUAUGGAUUCUGAUGUACUUAGCGGUGACGUUGCCAAACUUUCUAAAGGCAUUGAGAAUAUUAAUGAGGUAUUGAGAUUAAAUGGAACAAUAGGUUUGGAAGAAAGCAGACAGAAAUUUUCAGAAGCAAUGAAAAGAUUCAUGAAAAUGGCCGAGGAGGAAAUCAUAAGGAUUCAAGCCCAUGAAAGUGUUGCUUUAUCUCUAGUGAAGGAGAUCACAGAAUACUUCCAUGGAAAUUCAGCUAAGGAAGAAGCCCAUCCUUUCAGAAUCUUCAUGGUGGUCAGGGAUUUUCUGGGCGUUCUUGAUCGGGUCUGCAAAGAAGUCGGUUUGAUAAAUGAGCGAACAAUAGUCAGUUCCGCCCAUAAGUUUCCGAUUCCAGUGAAUCCUAUGCUGGCUCAGGCUAUUGCUGGACUCAAUCCAAAGAAACAGUACAAUUCUUCAGAUGAUGAGAGUGCACCAUCUCCUUAGUAAUUGUGGAUCAGGCUGAAUUUUUGUUGCAUAUAGCCUGAAACUGUGAGGCUGGUGGUUCUUCAGGUUUGCCUGCCUGAUUCAUGUAAUUUAUUUAUUUUUUCUUUUCCAAUAUUUGUAUAAAGUUUUGGGAUUGCUUGUCUUAUAGAUAGUAUACAGAGAUCUUUGGGAGGAAUAAUACACAUACCGAUCUCGGGUGGAUAAUGAAUCUCAUGUAAACCUGUCAAAGACUUUGAUUAUAGGAAUUCUGUUUAGUUAUAGAAGUAAAGAUCUUAACUUUAGGAUUUUCCUGUUAUAUAGAAGAAUUUAUGCAUAAUUUUCA
Molecule: messenger RNA, 3610 nt
Organism: Mercurialis annua (annual mercury)
Lineage: Eukaryota; Viridiplantae; Streptophyta; Magnoliopsida; Malpighiales; Euphorbiaceae
Product: formin-like protein 1
Exons: 4
Coding region: 196-3288 (1030 amino acids)
Biological process (GO): actin cytoskeleton organization; actin nucleation
Molecular function (GO): actin filament binding
Source: RefSeq, a predicted model, not a curated record